GGGUAAAGUGGGCAGGGAGGGUAGAAGGUUCGGCCCCGCAGCUCCAGUCCUAUCUCACUUCUCCCGCUUUUUACCCUUUACUGUGGAGGAACCUGGAACAGCCCGGCUCCUCCGUCAGUCCAUUCAUCCAUCCCGGCAUCAAUCCUGAAGUUACAGACGGACUGAUCCCGCGGGACUGAACCAUGAUCGGCGCAAGGUGAAGUCUGUGCGGGCAACCUGUUGCGUGCGGGGUAAGCAUGGGAGUGCUGAGUGCGGAUUUGCGGGUCACCCUGCAGAUCUUACCCGGCUUUUUCUCCAACUGCCUCUUUUUCGUGCUCUAUGACUCGGUGGUGCUGGUGAAGCGAGUGGUAUCGAUGGUGAGCUGGUCGGGCGGCGGUGCGGGACAACGCAUGCUCACCUCAACCGGGAUGCGCUCCAUCUGGAACAGCUUUCUGCUGGACGCUUACAAACAGGUGAAGUUGGGGGAGGCAGCUCCAAACUCUAAAGUGGUGAGCGUGCCCGAGAUUGCAAACUGCCGAUGGACUAAUAAUAGAAAGAUGGCUGGCGAAUGUCAUCUGCUAGACUUCGAAUCGUGUGGUCGGCCUUUGGUGGUAAACUUUGGCUCAGCUUCCUGACCCCCAUUUGUGAACCAGCUGCCGGUCUUCCGGAGGCUGGUCGAAACCUUUUCAGAUGUGGCAGACUUUCUGCUUGUCUACAUCGAAGAGGCUCACCCAUCAGACGGAUGGGCUGGUCCACCCAUAGAACUGUUUCCAUUUGAGAUGAGGAAGCAUCGCCAUCUGGAAGAGCGUCUGGUGGCAGCGCAGAAGCUGAUGGAGCAUUUUUCUUUACCCCCGCAGUGCCAGCUGGCGACUGACUGCAUGGACAACAAUGCCAAUGUGGCCUAUGGUGUGGCCUAUGAAAGAGUCUGCAUUGUUCAAAAGAACAAAAUUACAUACCUGGGAGGAAAAGGGCCAUUUUAUUACGACCUAAAAGACGUACAGUGCUGGCUUGAACGAAGCUACGGGAAGCGGUAAUUCAUUGCCAUUGGUUUGACAAAUGAUGGAAUAGUUUAUUUUUUUAUAAAGAAAACAUUAAGGUGAUGCCUUUUCAGGACUGCUUCAACGUGGUGACACAGACUAAGCAACAAGUUAAAUUCUCUGAAGUUUCCUGGGUUGGAUCCAACAAUCCCAACCUCUUUUUUACACAACUAAUGGAGACUAAAUAUUUUGCACUUCUAAAGGACUUUGAUAGGACAUUUCUGAAUGAUUAUAUGUGCACUAUAAAUACCUAAUCCUGCAUAAAUGAGUAUUACAUAGUGUAAUACCUCAAUCCUGAAUAACAUGUAUGGCUUUGAAAAACCAAAUUGCUAAAUAUAUAAGAAAGCACA
Trichomycterus rosablanca is the source of this 1366-nucleotide messenger RNA. RefSeq names its product iodothyronine deiodinase 2 (gene dio2). The record is from RefSeq and is a predicted model, not a curated record. NCBI's taxonomy places the organism in Eukaryota, Metazoa, Chordata, Actinopteri, Siluriformes, Trichomycteridae. Gene Ontology annotation, molecular function: thyroxine 5'-deiodinase activity. Gene Ontology annotation, biological process: thyroid hormone metabolic process. The transcript is spliced from 2 exons.